Messenger RNA from Mercurialis annua (annual mercury), 2335 nucleotides. RefSeq names its product monocopper oxidase-like protein SKU5. The record is from RefSeq and is a predicted model, not a curated record. The transcript is spliced from 9 exons. NCBI's taxonomy places the organism in Eukaryota, Viridiplantae, Streptophyta, Magnoliopsida, Malpighiales, Euphorbiaceae. Gene Ontology annotation, cellular component: plasma membrane. The coding region runs from base 299 to 2077 and encodes 592 amino acids. Gene Ontology annotation, molecular function: copper ion binding; oxidoreductase activity.
AGGGAUCAGUCAUCCAAAACCCCAAUAUUACACUUUACACUCAUUUUUUUCUUCCAUAGCUCUUAUUUGAAGUUUGAAUACCUUAUUAUUACAGUAACUAAAGUGAAGAUUAUAACAUUACAAAAGCACUUUCUUUUGCUUUAAACCCACCAAAAAGCCACUCUCUUUUUCAUUCAUCUCCUGAUAAUGUAAAACAAACUGAAGAAUUAAGCUUUGUAGCAACUGGGUUCUUGUUUUAUUUUUCUGGGUUGUACUUAAAACUUCAAAAAGAUUGUUUUUUUUUUUUGUAAAAAGAAGAAUGGCUUUGUCCAAACUCUUUCCUUUUUUUCUUGUUGUCUACAUUUGCCUGCUUCUUACAUUGUGUUCUGCUGAAGAUGCUACUGUUUCUUACAAUUUUGUAGUCUCUUACAUUGAAGCUUCUCCUCUUGGUGUGCCUCAGCAGGUUAUUGCUAUAAAUGGGAAGUUUCCUGGUCCUACUAUAAAUGUGACCACUAACAACAAUGUCGUUGUCAAUGUUAGAAACAAAUUGGAUGAAAGUCUUCUCAUGCAUUGGUCUGGAAUUCAACAAAGGAGGAGUUCAUGGCAAGAUGGAGUUCUUGGCACUAACUGUCCAAUUCCUCCAAAGUGGAACUGGACUUAUCAGUUCCAGGUUAAGGAUCAAAUUGGCAGUUUCUUUUACUUUCCUUCUCUUCAUAUGCAGAGAGCUUCUGGUGGAUAUGGUGGCUUUAUUAUUAAUAACCGUCCUGUUAUUUCAAUUCCUUUUGAUACUCCAUCUGGGGACAUUGUCAUUAUGAUCGGUGAUUGGUACAAAAGAAACCAUACGGCUUUGAGGAAGGCCCUUGAUGAUGGGAAGGAUCUUGGGAUGCCUGAUGGAGUUCUUAUCAAUGGCAAAGGCCCUUAUCAGUAUAACACUACUCUUGUUCCUGACGGCAUUGAUUAUGAGACUAUUGAAGUCGAACCAGGGAAAACUUAUCGGAUUCGCGUACACAACGUCGGAACAUCAACUAGUUUGAAUUUCAGGAUUCAGAACCAUAACCUGCUUUUAGCAGAAUCGGAGGGAUCAUACACAGUGCAACAGAAUUAUACUAGCUUAGAUAUUCAUGUAGGACAAUCUUAUUCAUUCCUGGUAACCAUGGAUCAGAAUGCAAGUUCUGAUUACUACAUUGUAGGUAGUGCUAGGUUUGUAAAUGAAUCACAAUGGAAAAGGGUUACCGGUGUUGCUAUCUUGCACUACACAAAUUCCAAAGGCAAGGCAAAGGGCCCUCUCCCUGUUGCACCAAAUGAUGAAUUCGACAAAACAUUUUCAAUGAACCAGGCAAGAUCUAUCAGGUGGAAUGUGUCUGCCAGUGGUGCACGUCCUAAUCCACAAGGUUCAUUUAGAUACGGCUCAAUCAACGUGACUGAUGUUUAUGUAUUGAAAAAUAAGGCACCGGUGACUAUUAAUGGGAAAAAACGAACCACUCUGAGUGGGGUAUCAUUUGUCAAUCCUUCUACUCCAAUUAGGCUUGCAGACCGGUUCAAAGUGAAGGGCGUUUAUAAGCUUGACUUCCCUUCUAAGCCACUUACUGGACCACCUAAAAUGGAAACAUCAGUAAUUAAUGGGACAUACAGAGGAUUUAUGGAAGUCAUCCUGCAGAACAAUGACACAAAGAUGCAGAGCUACCACUUGAGUGGAUAUGCAGUCUUUGUUGUUGGGAUGGAUUAUGGUGAAUGGUCAGAGAACAGCAGGGGCACAUAUAAUAAAUGGGACGGAAUUGCACGCUCCACAGUACAGGUUUAUCCUGGAGCCUGGACAGCAAUUUUGGUAUCACUUGACAAUGUUGGAGUGUGGAACCUGAGAACCGAAAAUCUCGACUCCUGGUAUCUCGGGCAAGAAACAUAUGUUAGAGUUGUGAAUCCAGAGGCAACUAAUAAAACCGAGUUGCCUAUGCCGGACAAUGCCCUCUUUUGUGGUGCUCUCAGCAAAAUGCAGAAGCCACAAGACAUCUCUUCUUUUGCCGUAUCAAUGAGAGGUGACAGAACAAAGCUGUUAUUCACAUUGCUGAUGAGUGCUUAUGCCCUGAUUUCGAGUUUUUAGCUGAUUGUUGCUUUCGGAUGACUUGCUGUUUGUCUUGCGUGUUCGAGUUUGAGCCUGUGUGACUUUUGAGUGUUAGGUGUGUAAUUCUAGUCCUGUCGAUAAGAAAUUUUUACAGUGAUUUUGACUUGUAAUUCUUAGAAUCUUCCUUCUUGCUGAGUUCCUUGUUUAAUUUAUUGGAAUCAUCAUUCUUUUAAUUCUUGUAACUUAUGUGCUGAUGACAAUUCAUCAGAUUUUCUAAUACAUUUAGCUUCCUGGAAA